AGACACUCAGGUUGUGUUUGGGCAAAUUACACAUCUGUAUAUCCGAAUAUAAUUCACAAUGAUAGCUAAGUACAACGGUUAAAUGUGUGCAGAAUCAGAAAGUUUUUGCCUAAGCACAAUCUUGGAGUAUCGUUAAAGAUGAAUUCUAUGAAUCCAAAUGCUACAUCUAAAGCGAACGCUCACAAAGUUACCAAGACUAUUGUCACAUCUCCAUGUAUUUAUAAACCCGUUGGGCCUUACAGCCAAGCAAUUCUAGCUGAUAGAACACUCUACGUGUCGGGGCUACUGGGCAUGGACCCUCAGGCACAGUUGGUAUGCGGUGGCGCCGAAGCUCAAGCGCGGCAGGCGCUCGACAACUUGAAGCUCGUGCUAGAGGCGGGCGGCGCGUCUCUACAUUCCGUCGUGAAAACUACAAUCUUGCUCGCUCGGAUGGACGACUUCCAAGCCGUAAACCAGGUUUAUGCAGAAUGUAAGUCUGCAAAAACAAAAAAAGAUUCUGACGAAUUGGAGGACUUCCUCCUUUUUGGGAAGUCGGUUAGAUAAUACCACUCAUUACCACU
This is a messenger RNA of Helicoverpa armigera (cotton bollworm), 560 nucleotides long. Its product is annotated as 2-iminobutanoate/2-iminopropanoate deaminase. Bases 139 to 543 code for a protein of 134 amino acids. NCBI's taxonomy places the organism in Eukaryota, Metazoa, Arthropoda, Insecta, Lepidoptera, Noctuidae. The record is from RefSeq and is a predicted model, not a curated record. The transcript has 3 exons. Gene Ontology annotation, molecular function: deaminase activity. Gene Ontology annotation, cellular component: mitochondrion; cytosol.